Molecule: messenger RNA, 117 nt
Organism: Colletotrichum lupini
Lineage: Eukaryota; Fungi; Ascomycota; Sordariomycetes; Glomerellales; Glomerellaceae
Exons: 1
Source: RefSeq, a predicted model, not a curated record
AUUUAUUUUUAUAUUCUACUUUUACUAGCUGCUCGGGCGGUUCUCGAUAUCGACUAUACGGUAUUAAUAUACGGUAUUAGUAGAUACUUAUACUGUCUCGGUAGGCUAUUUUUUUAG